AUGUCAACUUUACUAUGGUGGUAUGAACAACUUGGAAAUAAAUUAAGACAUAAUGGGAAAGUUGCCUCCUUGAUAUUUACUGACCACAAAGUCGACGCAAUAUCCAUAAUUCGUGUAUUUGUACUUUUCAUGUUAGAAGCUUUAAGAGUGCAGUAUCAACUCAGAUCGAUGAUGGACAUGAAAGUGUUAUACUACGUUAACGAUAGCGUUUAUGGGUGCCUUAAUAUUCUCCCAAUUGAUCAUGCCCUAAUUACUUUAAAACCGGUCAAAAGUAAUACUCAUGGCGAAGAAACUGCGGUUUUAUUUGGUCAGACAUGUGAUUCCUUAGAUUGUUUAAUGAAAGAAUGUUUACUACCAAAGCUUAACGCUGGUGACUGGGUAUACUUCGAAGAAACUGGAGCUUAUUCAUUAAGCCUGGUAUCCAAAUUUAAUUCAUUCAAGAAGCCAAAAUGUUACUAUUACAUUCAAGAGCAUUUAUGGAACGAAAUUCAAGGAAAGGUUAAUCUACCUUUUAACUUGACCACUAAUUAA
Messenger RNA from Trichoplax adhaerens, 531 nucleotides. RefSeq lists its product as uncharacterized. NCBI's taxonomy places the organism in Eukaryota, Metazoa, Placozoa, Uniplacotomia, Trichoplacea, Trichoplacidae. Gene Ontology annotation, cellular component: cytoplasm. Bases 1 to 531 code for a protein of 176 amino acids. The transcript has 5 exons. Gene Ontology annotation, molecular function: ornithine decarboxylase activity. The record is from RefSeq and is a predicted model, not a curated record.